UAUGUUAUGGCUAAUUCUUUCAUCAAGUCUUCUACUUCUUCUGUUCUCUAAUUUAUUUGCUUUUGCAGUUUUCUUAGCCUUUAGUUUAUUAUUUCCUAUUUAUUUAUAUUUAUUUAUUUUAGGCUUCGAUCUCCUCCUUUGGCACUAUUUGCUCCUUCCUCCAAGGUUUGCUCAGUGCAUGUCAUGUCUUAACUAACUCGGUUCAGACUGUCAUUCACCCGAAGUACUCAUGUCCGUUCACAGUUUCUGGAGUCCAGUGCCUAAGACCCACCCUGCCCCUGGUGCCCCACACGGCAGGGCACACAACACUUUCUCCUGCGCGGCCAAAGGUUCCACUACCCACACCAUCCUCAGGCCUUCCUAGCCAAGCUUCAUAUCCACAGACCAACACUGCAAGACCUAUUGGCCAGUGACCCCCUCGGCCCUGGCAUCGCCCUCCAAGUCCUCAAACACACAACAAGAAUGGAUAAGCUAUCGCUAUCAAAAUGGCACCAAACUCAUCAACGUUUACCUGUCUAUAUAAAUCUUAAUAAUGAUUUGCAAUGUAAAUGGUUAGGAGAGUGACGACUGGCACUUUAAAAUCUAUCAAAAGAUUGUGUCAACUGUCAACAACCUGAGUGAGUUGAAUAUUAUUUUAGAGCAAUACCUCAACUGCAAAGGGCAAAUUAAUCUCAAAAUUUGGUAAUUAAUAUGAUCUAUAUGAUUCUUUUCAGGUAGCUAAGCCCAAAAAAGGAGGGCAAAUUAAUGUCCAGAUUGAGGCGGCGCAAGACUGAGGACAGCGCUAAAAAAUAUCUUCAUCUGGUCACCAUGAUGCCAGGGCGAGUAGGGUCUAACAGACAGCCAGAGUCCUUCAACACCACCACCUCCAACAGCAACAACAAUCAAAGUAAACAACACUGCCUAGGAAAAGAGAAUUGUUAGAGUGAAUGAGUGGUAGAUCAUUUAACCGAGAGCAAUACCAUAGAGAAACAGAGUCAUAUGCUGUUAAAUGAGUGAAGAUUGUCGGUGUCACCCACUAAUUAUAACAGGCACAGUUCAAGAGAGGUACUACUGCAACUGUUGAGCCAAGGAAGAGGCCAGCAACAAUGGUCCCCAUGAGUCCAGAAAAGAAGCAGUUACUGUCCAAGAUGAUAGGAGGGGCUGACCUUCCUACAAGUGAUGUGGUGGAGUUGUUGGCAUCCCAUGACACACUCUGCAAGAAGCUGACAUGUUUCCACAUUGCAGACAAAUGUAGCAGUAACAAUGACUUGGCCCUCUUAACUGCCAAUCUGCUCUUGAGGGAUGCUAGUGAUGCCAACCCAAUCAUUCGAAGUGCCAGCAUUUCAGCACUAGCAGCUCUGCCUGGGGUAGAAGAGAGUGCUGUGCGGGCUUUGACAUCUGCACUGAGUGAUCAAGCAGCAAUGGUGCGGCGGUGUGGAGCAUUGGGCUGUGUUAGGCUCUUUGACCAUGCUCCUGAGGCGGUUUUGGAAUGUGGAUUAACUGAUGCACUCUAUGAUGGACUGCGUGACUCAGACUCCAUAGCCAUUACCAACUGCAUCCUGGCCUUGGACCACAUAUUGGAGGCAGAGGGUGGCAUAGUGGUCAACAAGAACAUUGCCCAUUACCUCUUGGGCAGGAUCAUGCAGUUUUCUGAGUGCAAUGCUGUCUAUGUUCUCACCAUCUUAGGAAGGUAUCCUCCCAAAUCAGAGGAGGAGCUGAUUCUCUUGUUGAAUACCUUGGAUGAGCUGCUGCUUUCAAGGGCUCCUGCUGUCCUUGUUGGCACAGUGAAGCUGUUUCUUCACUGGACCCAAGACCACCCACACCUCAAGAAGGAUAUGUUGGAAGUGAUACAGCCCUCAGUGUGCAAGAUUCUCAGCCGCAAUAUAUCUGAGACAUCUUACUUACUGCUGGAGUUUCUACAUACACUUGGAGACAUCCGUAAGGUGUUUGGUCCUCAUUAUAAGUAUUUCCUAGUGCGGGCCAAGGAUCCUGGAUUCCUUAAAACACAGAAGCUCAAAGUCCUCCCUCUCAUCAGUACAGAGGACAACGUGUGCUGUCUCAUAGAGGAGGUGAAGCCAUUCUGCAGUGAUUAUCAGAGUUUCCGGAGCGCUGUGAGCUGCAUGGGGUUACUGGCACGGGUGAACGCUGCAGCCAACAGCAUGUGCUUGUCUAUGCUGGUGACACUUCUUGAUGCUCCUGCUGAAAGAGUUGUGAUUGCUGCUCUUGAAUGUCUCAUGAACAUUGUCCUUUCACCACCUGCAGCUGAGAAUGAUGUUAGUGAAAACCGUACAGAGCCUGUCCCCUCACAGCCUUCCUCUGAAGGGAAUGUGGGGUCUCAAAACCAAACACUCUUGGAAGGGCUCUUCUCCCAAUUAUCUGUUCCUAGUGAAGAACCAAGAAUGGAUCCAAAAACGAUAUCAACAUCGCAGAGUCAACCAGAACUACCCCAUGAUUUGAUAGAAGCUAUUACAAGAGCUCUGUCACUAGAAACUGUACAGGAGGCAGCACCCUCCCUUGUUCUCUUUGUGCUAGGAACUUUGGCUCCUCAUCUAGACGCUUCUCCAGACAUUCUCCAACGUAUGUCCUCACUUUCCUUCUCUCCAUCUGUACAUGCAGAUUUGGUGACAGCAGCAGCACAGAUUUUUAUCUCUCGUCCAGCCCAGACUCAGCUUUUGUUGGCAGGAAUUCUUGCCCGAGCCUUUAAAUCUUCAGAUGAAGCAGCUUCUCGUGCUGCAUUGGUCUAUGCAACACUUCAGGAACACCCUAGUGAUGCUGCCUUUCUUCUAGGUGCUGCUGUACGGCACUUGGCUCCUAGCAAUAAGGAAGAGUGUAAAGAGGAGCACUCUGAGGGGAGUGAAUAGAUUUUAUAUAUUUUGUUUUGAAAAAUAUAUAUUAAAUAUUUAUUUAUUAUAAAAAAUUAUAGUCUUAGUGAAUCAUUCACGGAGUCAAAUAUUCUACCUGCAUUUUCUUCAAAAUAACUGAACCUCUUGAAGUCUGAUCCAUUGCCUCUUUAGGGUCCAGCAAAAUCAUCAGGCCUAUGUGACUGAGGAGGGUGAGCAGGAGUGAAGAGUCAACAAAUGUGUGCUCUGGCUCACUGGGAUCCGUUUUCCUUUGCACUAAAUUUUUUUGUUUUCCUGAACUUGAAUAUGACAAGUUUGUUCUUAAAUGGGACAGUAUAGUUGUCCAUAAGCUGUAGUCAUUUCAUAUAAACACCUGAUUUUUUUUCCAAGCAGGUUGUGCAUAUCUGCACUGAUGAACUGUACAAUAAAACAAUAAAAUUACACUAUCA
Molecule: messenger RNA, 3268 nt
Organism: Eriocheir sinensis (Chinese mitten crab)
Lineage: Eukaryota; Metazoa; Arthropoda; Malacostraca; Decapoda; Varunidae
Product: AP-4 complex subunit beta-1-like
Exons: 5
Coding region: 1086-2840 (584 amino acids)
Biological process (GO): vesicle-mediated transport; intracellular protein transport
Cellular component (GO): membrane coat
Source: RefSeq, a predicted model, not a curated record